ACGAAGAAAUGCUCCCCAGUCGACUGCAUGAAGACAAACGCGGUGUAAUAUCGAGCCAUUCUCCUUGAUAUUUAAAAAAGCAGACGGUCAGAAAGAAAGCGAAAAAGAUCUCCACUGCCACCCGGCUCUCCCUUCGCCAUAAACAUGAAGAAACGGAGCUCUGAGAAGCGGCGCCACGUGGUGGCGUGGCUGGGCCGGGCGGAGUGGGACCAGGUGCUGGAGUACCUGUACUCCGAGGACGCAGCGCUGCAGAGGUUUGCUCUGCACAGGGUCUCUGCCUGGAGGGCCCGCUGCGCCCACAGCACCCCCGUGGCCGUGGACUGCACCGCCGACCUGGUGCGGUGCCAGGUGCUGGACCGGGCCGGCCAGCUGGCCGGGGACGACCUGGUGCUGCUGUACGGGGCGGCCCUGGUCAGGUUCGUCAACCUGAUCACCGAGAGGCAGCAGGGGAAGGUCGCCCGGCCGCUCCGGCGCCUGGCCGGCAACCUCAACAUUCCGGAGUGGGUGGUGGACCUGAGGCACGACUUCACCCACCGCAAGCUGCCCACGCUGAAGUGGUGCCGGAAGGGCUGCAAGGUGGUUCUGGAGUGGCUCCAGAAGGAGUACUGGUCCCGGCAGCUGGGCGGGGGGCCCCAGGAGGGCUGGGACUCGCAGUCGGAGGAGGAGGAGGAGGCUGACCUGAGUCGCCGGGGAGAUGAGCUGAUCGCAAGACAAAAGGAGAUUGAAGCCUACAAGACUGCUCGGGAGUUUCUGAUCUCCUAUGAAAAGGAGCAGUACCAGACUUUUGACGAGGACAAAGAUGUGAGCUUGUGUCAGGCCCCCUUUGCAGAGAUGAGCUGGUUACUGGGUGAGAUCAAGCAGUUUUCUUUGGAGUCAGGUGAUCUGCUGAUCGACGUGCUGUUGGAAGAUGGGUUCCUGGUUCCCACGGCGGAGCAGCUGGAGACAUUAGGCUGCAACCCCUCUGAGGAUUCAAGUCCCACUGAACCGAGACUCCCUCAAAUCUUUCUUCGCUUUUGGCUGCCGCUGCUGAAGAUGCUCAAUUCCCCGUCCUUUAUUCACCUCCUCCUGGAGAAGCUCUUUUUGGAGCUGAAACUUGUCACCAAAGAGCCGAACGGUCACAGGACUUUCUACAUUUCUGCCUGGGCUUCAGAGCUCAUCCUCUGUAACAGCAACAAAUUUGAGUACCAUUUUGAAACAAAGUCACAGAAGAAAGCCAGGAUUAGGGACAGGAUUUUUGUCAACCGCAUCCAGCUCAGGUGGCAGCAGAUGCUCUCGGCAUGCCUGGAUGCUCCCUGUGUCAGCACACCUCACUUGCUGCAGUUAAUUCUGGACGAUAUGGAGCACCCCCUCCCUCUCGAGACCCGACAGAGGCUCCUUCAGCUCUGCUCCAUCUACACACAAAACACGCAUGUGGAUUGCGGCACUUCUCAGGAGCAGGCGCAACAGCCCAUAUACACCCUGGAGAGUUUGCACGAGAGGCAGCAGCAGCAGUUGCGUCGGCAUGUGUGGCGCAACGCUGGAGAUUCUGAGAGGAGCAAGUCCUCCCAAGACUAUGACUGGGAAGAUUCUUUGGUUGCAAAGGCAAAAGUGCUCCGAGGUUCUCCGUGGCAGGUGUGCACCGAUAAAGUCCCGUGGAAGAAUUAUCCUCUUGGAAAAGUCCCUGGACAGUCAGAUGACCCAUCAUCCCUGAUGGUGGAACAUUACACUCCAAUGACUGUCUUUGGUCAGCCGGUGGAGCGUGAGGGCAACGCCCCCCGCAGCGUCCCGGGAUUCUCUGCAGCCCCACGAGCAGCCGAAGGCCCAAUCUGGAGUCUGAGUGACGUAAAUAAGCUGAAAUCUGGACUCAAGCUUUUCUAAACAAGUUGUGAUGUGAGGAAAUGUGCUGUAAGCCUUUAGAUGCUGGGUCUUUGUGUUGUCAUUUUUGUUACAUGAAAAUAAAGUACUAGAUAUGUUGAUUUAGCUUUCCCUAAAAUCAUUUGUGGAAUUGGAAUUCAACGACAUGAAAUUGUCUUUUAUUGAACUUCAUUGUCAGUAAUAAUGUUGUCUUUAGUUUAGUUUAAGUUUAUUUCAGUCAUAUAUACCUUUUCAAGGCAACAAGGAAGAGACAAAUUUUACAGUUUGACUGAAAACGGCUCAGGCAGAAGCAGAGCUUAUUAAUGCCCGCCUACUAUACACAAUACAUGGUGUCAGUGUGAAGGGAAAAAAAAAGAACAAAAAAAGAUGUCAGUGUUGUCAAAAAUGCCUGUUAAAGCCAGAAUUUCGUCUUCUUUUCUCUUAUUGUUGCUGAUUGACAACCUCAACUUGAAGGUGUAUUCUGUUAUAAGCAUUUUUUUUUUAAAUCGGUUAUAUUGAAAAGUCUAAAAAAUUAAAUGAUUCCAAAAAUUGUCACUAUCAAGCAAGAAUUCAAAUGUGAGGUCUGUUUUUUACUAUCUUAAUCUUUUUAUUAAUGAAAUGUCUAAAAGUUGUGUAAAUAAAUAAUUUCCCAUCUCACCCAAAAAUAUUUAAUGUUCUCCGUGGUUGUUAAGGACAAAAAAAAAAUGUCAUUCAGGCAUUUGACCCAUGUUUCUAUCUUUACAAUUAUUGAACACACUAUGACCUGAAAAAAUAGAAACACCUGUGUCAUUCUUGUCAAACACGAUCUGGAACAGAUUUGAGGUUCAAAGACUUGAACCCUAAGACGUAGUUUACUCAACUAAGAUCUCUUGGAAUUUUACUUUCAAUAAAGUAAAAUGUAAGAAAGGAUCUGUUUUUGUUUUUCCUUUCAUUUGCUUUAAGGCACUUCGUGUUCACCCAUGUAUUACUAAGACUUACA
Molecule: messenger RNA, 2812 nt
Organism: Cololabis saira (Pacific saury)
Lineage: Eukaryota; Metazoa; Chordata; Actinopteri; Beloniformes; Belonidae
Gene: las1l
Product: LAS1 like ribosome biogenesis factor
Exons: 2
Coding region: 145-1857 (570 amino acids)
Biological process (GO): maturation of LSU-rRNA; maturation of 5.8S rRNA
Cellular component (GO): preribosome, large subunit precursor; Las1 complex
Molecular function (GO): endonuclease activity
Source: RefSeq, a predicted model, not a curated record